Messenger RNA from Anoplophora glabripennis (Asian longhorned beetle), 1096 nucleotides. It is a transcript of the gene Cnep1r2, whose product is annotated as nuclear envelope phosphatase-regulatory subunit 1. Gene Ontology annotation, cellular component: Nem1-Spo7 phosphatase complex; cytoplasm. The transcript is spliced from 4 exons. The record is from RefSeq and is a predicted model, not a curated record. Lineage: Eukaryota; Metazoa; Arthropoda; Insecta; Coleoptera; Cerambycidae. The coding region runs from base 472 to 867 and encodes 131 amino acids.
AUGGCCGGCACGCCCGUGUCGCUGGAAGUGGCGCUAGUAAAUUGCAACAAACGCUCCGAAAAAUCACUUGUUUUGUCGCGGCGGAACAGUCAGCUUCUGAGUUAAAUUUUCUGAGCACAGAGAAUCUGUGUUUCUGAGUCAGUUCCAUUGUAGAGUAGCAGAUAGUGAAAUCGCAACAUAACAUAUCCCUAGUAGUAUAAUAAGUAUAAGUGCUGUAACUGUACACGGUAGUCAUCAGAUCAGUCAUCAAGUGAUUAUCGAACAAAAACGUUAAAAAAAUAUUUGUAUCAGAGACAACUCUACUACUACGUAAUUUGCAUUUUUCUCUGCUAAUUAUAUUCUCUAAUCUGUAACCUAUUUUUUAUUUUAUUUUUGUCAUUUUGGUUUGUCAAAAAAAUUAAUUAUAAACACUUGCUAUAUUCAAUGGUAUUCCAGUGAAACAUUUAAAUUUUUCUUUGAUUUACCACUAAUAUGUCUCUAGAACAGACUGCUUGUGAAGAUAUUGUUGCAGAUUUAAAGGCCUUUGAAAGACGAUUAACGGAAGUUAUAGCAUGUUUACAUCCUUCUACAACGAGAUGGAGAAUUGUACUUGUGGCGGUGUCUAUCUGUGUAGCUACUGGAGCCAGUCAGUGGAUUCUUGAUCCAGAAACUAGAAUAGUUUCAUUAUCACAGUCACUAACAAACCAUCCAUUUUUUAUAUUAUCAACUAUUAUCCUUGCAACAAUUUUACUGCUUGGCGUGCAUAAAAGAGUUAUCGCAGCAUCCAUAAUAACUUCAAGAACUCGAGAGGUACUUAGUGAUUUCAAUAUGUCUUGUGAUGAUACUGGCAAAUUAAUUCUUAGACCUAGACCAACAAGUAUUACGUGACAAAAAAUUUUAGUUUCAUAUUACGUUAAAUGUAUUUCAUAUUUCUCAAAUAAUUAUUUCUGUACAAUAAGAAUAAACAAUUUUUUGCUAUAAAAUGAUUACCAGAAACGUAUUUUUAUUGUUUUGUUCCAUUAUAUGGAGAAGCACGUAGUUCAUAUUUUAUUUUUUUAGUUUGUAAAUCAAUGUUUUUUAGUUUGUAAAUAAAUGUUUACCACUGUCCUCAUUUAAA